Enterobius vermicularis (human pinworm) is the source of this 612-nucleotide messenger RNA. NCBI's taxonomy places the organism in Eukaryota, Metazoa, Nematoda, Chromadorea, Rhabditida, Oxyuridae. The record is from the annotation of a GenBank genome assembly.
AUGAUCGGUCAAAUUGUCUACAUUGCUGUAAUGGUGGUAGCAUUUGGCUUAACGGUAGCUGCAGUAUUCUCUCCAGGUUGGGCAGAUUUCAAAAACAGCGGAGGUGAUGUGGUCAAUGACCUGAAAGAUCAGAAAAUUCCAAAAGGAAUCUUUUCUUUCUUCUGUAAAAUGCCUGGCGACUCAAAGAACAAGAGUUCUACUGGAAAUGCAGAAGAUCAGUGCAAACAGUGGUUCGAUAAUUUACCAGGAUGGGAGAAGGCAGUUGUGGCAACAAUGAUAUUAGCACUGUUAUCGGAAAUUGCUGCCAUCGCCUGGACAGUAUUAACCUGUUGCGCCUGCUGUUGCAAACAGUUCUUGAUAUAUCCAUUACCGUUGUUUGCUGGGUUAGCAGCUAUCUUCUUGGCUGUAGCAGUUGGAUGCUAUGGAAGCCACAACAAGAAUCUUUUUAAUGAUGUUUUCAACAAAAUCGAAAGUGGUACGAACCCCACAGAUUUCAGCAGCGAUACAGAACUGGGCUACAGUUUCUACCUAGCUUGUGUUGCACUCGGACUCACAGCAGCCGACAUAAUUGUUGGACUGUUAACGGUGACGCUAGCCAAAAAAUGUCUUUAA